Molecule: messenger RNA, 381 nt
Organism: Purpureocillium takamizusanense
Lineage: Eukaryota; Fungi; Ascomycota; Sordariomycetes; Hypocreales; Ophiocordycipitaceae
Exons: 1
Coding region: 1-381 (126 amino acids)
Source: RefSeq, a predicted model, not a curated record
AUGGCUGCCACUUACCAUGAUCAGAACACGGCCGUCCUCGGACGGAAACUCUUGGAAAGCCAGAAGUAUGUCGGAGGAGACAUGUUCAUGAUGGCCUUUGUUCAGCCUGCCGCUGUCCCAAACAGAUUCGCCUACCCAGACGACCAUCACGUGAAGGGACUCAACGCCGAAACCCUCGCCAAGAUCCAACUUCCGGGCCCCCCGUGGCUGUCCGCGCCAGAGUACGCCCCUUUCCUACGAGACGCUGAACCCCUCUCGCCGUACAUCUUCUUCAGCCCCAACAUCUCCUUGUACAAUCAGCAGAUAAACGCGUCCGAGUGGGCAAACCAGUGGUUUUUCAUGACCGGCCGUGUUCACUCGUACCACGGGCCUUUGUCGUGA